This is a messenger RNA of Striga asiatica, 462 nucleotides long. Lineage: Eukaryota; Viridiplantae; Streptophyta; Magnoliopsida; Lamiales; Orobanchaceae. The record is from the annotation of a GenBank genome assembly.
AUGCUGAUGUCACGCCGGAAAAUCUUCAACUCCCGCCGUCAUCUUCAUCCGCCCCACCAUAUUCUUAUUCCUCUGGCUAGCCGCCCUACAGCUCUGCGCCACAGCACUGCCACCAGUGUCUUCUCCGGCCAUCCAAAUGGCACCGUCGCUCUGCUCGACGCCGUCUGGUCUUCACCUGGUCUCAUCCAUGAAGGACGCAAUCGUCAGCGUCACCGGUGGCCACCCGCUGCUUCUCCCUCCUCCGCAAGGCCCGGUCCACGAGGAGCUAUGAUUACGGACUUAAGGUUUCCGGAUAACACGGAUAACGCGUCGGCGACCAUCUCUCGUCCUUCCCGCCACCAUCGUCGACUUCCGUUGUCUCUUCCUCCGCCGUCUUCAAUUGUCGUCCUCUGUCGAGUUCUGGAUGACACUGAUCAGAAAAUUAAAUACAUGGACUCCAAGAUCCAGAAACCUGCACUUUAA